AUGGUUGAUCAACAAGUUGAUCCAAUUUCAAGUGGUUCUACAUCCACUGUUAGGAUGGAUAUUCCUAGUCCUUUCUAUCAACACCCUUUCGAGAAUGCAGGUUCAUCUCUAUUACAUGGAGUUUUCGAUGGUACUGGUUAUAGAUCCUGGAAGAGAGUUGUUCUUAGGGCUUUAUCUAUUAAGAGCAAAACAGGCUUUAUCAAUGGGAAACUUGCAAAAUCCAAUCCAGAUGAUCCAAGCUUCCAGCAGUGGGAGAGAUGUGAUGAUAUGGUAACCUCUUGGAUUUUGAAUUCCUUGUCACCAGAUCUAAGAGAUAGUCUACAAUAUGUUAAUCAUGCACAUGAAUUGUGGGUUGAAUUGGAAGAAAGGUAUGAUCAGAUCAAUGGUUGUAAGUUGUACCAGCUUCAAAAGGAGAUAAAUGAUCUUGUCCAGGGGACCUUGGAUGUUACUGGAUACUAUACAAAGAUGAAGAAACUUUGGGAAGAGAUGAGCACUGUUGAUGUAAGCUCUCAAUGCAGUUGUGUGUGCACUUGCGGUGGUAAGAUUAAGCUAGCGAGAACAGGUCACACAAGAGAAAGGUGCUACAAGCUUCAUGGAUAUCUAUCCAACUCAAAGUUUUCCAAAGGGAAAAAUGUUGUUUCUGCAGAAAAUAUGUACACCUUUGAGAAUGAUAGGAGCCAAUGUGAAGAGGAGCCUGAGUUGAGGAAACAAAUGCCAUUGAACUUGUCUAAAAAUUAG
Messenger RNA from Solanum stenotomum, 738 nucleotides. RefSeq lists its product as uncharacterized. The transcript is spliced from 2 exons. NCBI's taxonomy places the organism in Eukaryota, Viridiplantae, Streptophyta, Magnoliopsida, Solanales, Solanaceae. The coding region runs from base 1 to 738 and encodes 245 amino acids. The record is from RefSeq and is a predicted model, not a curated record.